This is a messenger RNA of Stereum hirsutum FP-91666 SS1, 1531 nucleotides long. RefSeq lists its product as uncharacterized. The annotation marks the transcript as partial. The transcript is spliced from 6 exons. The record is from RefSeq and is a predicted model, not a curated record. NCBI's taxonomy places the organism in Eukaryota, Fungi, Basidiomycota, Agaricomycetes, Russulales, Stereaceae.
GUAAUAUCCAUAUCUAUCAGAGUCCAGGAUGGUAAAAUCCCAGGUCUCAUUCCCACUGUGGUAGAACAAACUUUCCGAAGGUCCCCUCAACAGGGCGGCUCCAGGCCGGACUCUCCUGCCGAAGUGGACUCGCCGGGCGCCUCUACCAGUGCUCCGUCGCGGUACUCCUCGACGCAAAGCUCGUGAUGUUUCAGACUCUCCCAUUGCAGGAUGCCCUCGACGACGUUCUCGACGAGCGCGCUAAAUGCUAUAGUGGUGGUCCAUUGCCUGCAGCGAGUGCUUAUUGGGUACAGGCAUGGAUGGAAACUGUUUGCCUUCGUCCUGGAGCUCAUUUUAUGGCUGCCGUAUAUCUUCCUCCCAUCGAAGCUGAGCCACGGUUGAGGGUAAGCGAUCACUAUACUAGUCCAUGUCGAUGGCUCCCAAGUUUUAGACGCCAUAAGUGGCGUACCGGAAUAUACCCUGAGGGCUCGAGAGCUGAUGGUCGUGCGAUUCGCAAAAUUGUCUACAAGUGUACCGGCUGACGCUGAGCUUACCCAAUCCGUAUGGAUAUAACAAGGAUCGGCGGCCUGAUGUCUUGGACGAGACUGGCUACCAGGAAAUGUGGAUGUCCACUUCUUGGGACUCUAUAUGAGCGCUUUGCGCCCGCUGACUAUAGCCACUCCCGCGUCGCGUACCCCAUCCGACGCCACACUGAUAGGACGCUGAUCUCCCCGAGCCAGGGGAACGAAUCAAAUCGCCAGUUUUACUUCAGCAUUGCGAAGAUCCAGCGAACAAGCUGGGUAUCCGGACGUCGUGGCGCAGCCCUAAUCCCCUGCACAAGUUCGGGCUGUAAAAUCGCAUGGGCACGUUUGAAAAUUGAUAGCGACGUCUGCAAAUGAAUGCAUCUACAGAGCGCAAAAUGCGACCUAACGAGAUCUAAGGCCUGACUUCGGAAAGCCCAUAAGUAAGCCCAGUCACUAGACGACCUUAACCCCGCCCGCCCGCGUCCCAACCACGAUCCGCCCCGUCACUUCUGAGAACGCGACGUGUAGAAGAUCCUCUCUCAAAUCAUACGAAUGCACUUCAUACACCGUUCUCGCAUCGAUCUGGGCCGGUCUGCCUCCGGCUGCGGCGGUCCAUGACAGUUCAUCAUCAUCUUCUCCGUCACUGUCAUUGUCACUCUCGGUCUCUUCGCCCUCACCCCCACCAUCGCCCUCGCCCGCCGAUUCUGUCCGUUCUUCAUCCUCCGACUCAGCUUCAAGAGCCCUCGAUCUAUAAGCCGAAAACACAACGACCCGUCUCCAAGGCACACUCUUCGUCCUUUCUACCCAUACUCCUCUCAUUCCCUGUGGACCUAGAGCCGCGGCACCUAUGAACCCCGGUGCGCGGGCGCGCGCUUUUGCUUUUCCUAGUUGUCGAUGUGAGUGUGGGCGGGUGGGCGUUGAGGUGGUGGAUGAGGAAGGGGUUGACGUGGUGGCAGUGGAUGAGGUUGUCGGAGAACGAGGGACGUGCAGUGGAUGCGAUCGAGCCAUGUUAUACAUCCCGAUGAGCG